Diplodia corticola is the source of this 1350-nucleotide messenger RNA. RefSeq names its product 2og-fe oxygenase. The record is from RefSeq and is a predicted model, not a curated record. The transcript has a single exon. Bases 1 to 1350 code for a protein of 449 amino acids. Gene Ontology annotation, molecular function: dioxygenase activity. Lineage: Eukaryota; Fungi; Ascomycota; Dothideomycetes; Botryosphaeriales; Botryosphaeriaceae.
AUGUCUCCGUCUGUCCCUUCGUUCCUACCAAUCCUCGAUCUUAGUCUUGCCGACGACCCAGCAAAGCGUCCGGCUCUGCUUGCCCAGCUGCACGAUGCUCUUUUCAACAUUGGCUUCCUGUACAUUAAGAACCACGGCAUCGAGGAACAUGUCAUAACCGAGCUAACAGACAAACUUCCCGCGCUCUUCGAUCUUCCCGACCAUAUCAAAUCCAGUCUCUCCAAGCUCCACUCCCCGCACUUCCUCGGCUACAGCGGCUUCGCUGAAGAGACAACCCUUGGGAAAAAGGAUCUCCGCGAACAGUUUGACUACGCAACAGAGCUCCCAGUCGUGUAUCACGAGCGCAAGUCGGUCACCACCACCAACGGAACGUAUGCUCCAGACCAACCCGACGACAGCCGUGACUUCUCGCAGCUCUACUGGCGCCUCCGUGGUCCCAAUCAAUGGCCACCGGAGGAACUACUCCCAGGCUUCAGGAAAGCCUUGACUGCCUACCACGAUGCCGUGCAGGAGCUUUCCUAUCGCUUCGUCCACCUCGUAGAAGAAGCCUUCGACAUCCCCAUCGGAACCUUCGACCACUUCUUCCAGGCCCCAGACGCGAGGGCUGUCGGCAGCAGCACCACCACCACCACCACCACCAAUACCUCCGCCUCCGCCAAGCCACCCUACCUCCCCCCACAGCACCGCAUCAAGCUCCUCAAAUACCCCCCCUCGCCCGCCUCAGAGGACUCCGCCGGCGGCCAGGGCGUCGGCCCGCACAAGGAUUCCAGCGGCUGGCUGACCUUCCUCCUCCAGGUCGGCGACCGCCAAACCGGCGCCGGGCUCGAGGUCCUCGGCGCCGACGGCCAGACGUGGAUCCCCGCGACGCCCGUGCCGGGCACCUUCGUCGUCAACUUCGGCAACGCCUUCGAGGCCGCGACCGAGGGCGCCGUCCGCGCCACGGUGCACCGCGUCGUCAUGGCACCCGCUCCCGCUCCCGCCUCGUCGCCGUCGUCGCCGUCGUCGCCGCCGCCGCCGCCCCGCUACUCCGUCCCCUUCUUCCAGGGCCUGCCGCUGGACAUGACGGCGUCGCGCAUCCGCUCCUACAUCCCGGAGUCGGUGCGGCGCUUGCGGGGGGCGGCGCGUGGCGGGGAUGGUGCUUACGGCAGCGGGGGAGGAGGAGUCGGUGCUGCUGCCGUUGCGAGUAGUGGCGCGGACGGUGGCGCGAGCGGCACGGGCGCGGUGUCGGCUUUCCUGGACCCGCGCUGGGAUGCCUUGGGUGAGUCGCAGUUGAGGAAAUGGAUCCGCAGUCAUGAAGACGUGGGGCGGAAGUGGUACGGCGAUGAGGUCGCAGAUUAUUAUCUGAGCUAG